Acomys russatus (golden spiny mouse) is the source of this 769-nucleotide messenger RNA. It is a transcript of the gene Pirt, whose product is annotated as phosphoinositide interacting regulator of transient receptor potential channels. Gene Ontology annotation, molecular function: phosphatidylinositol bisphosphate binding; transmembrane transporter binding. NCBI's taxonomy places the organism in Eukaryota, Metazoa, Chordata, Mammalia, Rodentia, Muridae. Bases 329 to 742 code for a protein of 137 amino acids. Gene Ontology annotation, biological process: phosphatidylinositol-mediated signaling; positive regulation of cation channel activity. The transcript has 2 exons. The record is from RefSeq and is a predicted model, not a curated record.
UGCAGAAAAGCUUCAUUAAUUUUUCACAAGAUUUGUCUAAUAGUCGGAGCAGAGCUGAGAAAGCCACAUCUGAGUGCCUGUGCCAGCAGCUUGCAAAGAGUUAACCCAUUAGGCCACAUCCUGUGAGCUCAUCCCUGCCGGAGCCUGCUCAGUGGCUGGGAUUCACAACACACUGACUCUGAUGUGGCCAGGGUGGCUUUCUCCAGCUGGGAUGAAGGACUUGAGCAGAAACUCAUUGCCAGCUUCCUCCCCGUGUGAGCACCGACCGAGUCCCAGGUUCCCCAUCUUCCCUCGGGACAUUGUGCAUGGUGCCUGGUCUUGAACAGCCAUGACGAUGGAGGUGCUCCCCAAGACCCUGGAGGUAGACGAGGGGUCUCCAGAGUCCAAGGACCUGCUGCCCAGCCAGACAGCCAGCUCCCUGUGCAUCAGCUCCAGAAGUGAGUCUGUCUGGACCACCACCCCCAGAAGCAACUGGGAAAUCUACCACAAGCCCAUUAUCAUCAUGUCAGUGGGCGCUGCCAUUCUGCUCUUCGGCGUGGCCAUCACCUGCGUGGCCUACAUCCUGGAAGAAGAGAAUAAGGUCGUGCCAGUCCUCAAGAUGAUAGGGCCUGCCUUCUUGUCCUUAGGUCUCAUGAUGCUUGUGUGUGGGCUGGUGUGGGUACCCAUCAUCAAAAAGAAGCAGAAGCAAAGGCAGAAGUCCAACUUUUUCCAAAGCCUCAAGUUCUUCCUCCUGAACCGCUGAGGGCAGGUUGACCAGAAGAUCUGGUGA